CUUCGCUCGUGGUUCAUCCACGACCACCCCGGUUGAACUUUUGCGGCCGGCUUCCUGAAUGCCUCCGAGCCACGACAGUUCUGCCUAUAACCCAUUGGGACAAGCGGUAUUUGUGUUUCCAGGCAGUUACCAAGGACCUAUAUAUCAAGGGACCUCACGUUCGGCCUCCCAUUGAUCUGUCCAUCUGUGAUUCGACUACAUCUUGCGAACAACCAUAUUGUUAUUAAGGCCCUUCGAUACCCUCAUCCCUCUUCCAUUCGAACCUUCUUCUUGUACUUCUCCAGAUCAACCCACGACCUGGUCAUUUUCUUGUCGUUACUUCAUUUGGCCCAUUCAAUUCCCCUCCACUACAAAGUCGUCACCAUGCAGCGGAGUCAAAGUUAUUCCUACCCACAAACAAUGGUGGGACAUUCCAGAUAUGCCUCGACACACGCUACCAGCUCUGCAUUCAGUGCAUCUGCAAACCCCAAUGAAGACUGGACCAAGAUUUCCGACCUCGCGGAGAGAAGACGGAUCCAGAAUCGGAUCGCCCAGCGAAAUUAUCGAAAGAAGCUCAAGAGAAGACUUGAAGAUCUAGAGCGUCGUGCCGGCUCUUCAUCCGCUUCUCCAGAACAGUCACAUUCAGAACUCGCGACGACGAGUCCGCCAAAGGACUCCAAGCAGUCACAAACCAUGGCUCGUCAAACGUCAAGGUCAAGCACUUCACACGAGACCCAGAGAGCGUCCCCUGAGAUCGUGGCAUUGGACGACCAUUCUACCCUUUUCGACACUCCUGCCUCUCGCCAUCUCUCUGUCACCUCUCCCCCAGCAUUCACCUUCUCCACCUACCCUCCCACAACUGCCUAUCUCCAGUACGAGCAGCAACAGCAACAACCAAUGUACGACACUCCAUCCAAUUACUACUCAAAUUACCAGUACAACCUGGAUGUGUCAUCCUCAACCUUACCUCCAACACUGCCGGCCAUGCUGCCCUCAUCCUACGCCAAGCAAGAACAGCUUUUCGGCGAUGACGAUUUUCUAAGUCCCUUUAGCAUGAACUAUGCUUCUCUAGCGGGUCUAGAGAUGCCCUCGCACCAAGCGUUUACGGGGGCCACUUCUCAUGUAAAUCCCACCAGUUUCUUCUCUCGUUCAUAUUCAAGCCCGCACUUUUGAGCCUCAGCAAGAAAGAGCACCUGGCACCCUCCUAGAUUUCGACUUGCACUUUGCAGCUCAAAUGCUGACAUCCUUUCGGCAGACACCGCCGCUCACAGAUCCCUACUCUAUCGACUCAACGCAUAAUUCACCCAACUACUUUGAUGUUCCGUUGACUCCGAUAUCAAGGACGGCAAGCCCCAAUUUUCACUUAUUCGACAUCAGUUGCAUAUGAGAGCCUUAUUCUCGAUCACCACCCUUGUGUUCGAUUUCACAGAAGACUUCCCAAGCCGCCACGCAUGCGUCUCUUGGAACAGGGAUGGAUGAAUGGCUACCUCUACGAACUGUUAUGAUGGGCAAGCUCUAAGGGCCAGAGCUGGACGGGAGCACUUAGAUGGCCGAACGGGCUCUUCAUUGAGCGGUCAAAUGCGCUCGCAGCGCCGUGGAAUGGCGUGCAGUCAAUGCUAGUUUACGGUGGUAAUACCCAGGGUAGCGUUGAAAAAUUGGCGGACAGCGUUGCUUGAUUUGAUUUUAUGUUGUUACGAAGUUCAUAGCGAAAGGUUCACGAGACUGGCAAUUGAAUAGCAGACCAGUCACAUCUCAGAGUAUUGAAUGUACGCAUUCUACACCACUCCAAAA
Messenger RNA from Exophiala oligosperma, 1770 nucleotides. RefSeq lists its product as hypothetical. Gene Ontology annotation, molecular function: DNA-binding transcription factor activity. NCBI's taxonomy places the organism in Eukaryota, Fungi, Ascomycota, Eurotiomycetes, Chaetothyriales, Herpotrichiellaceae. Gene Ontology annotation, biological process: regulation of DNA-templated transcription. Bases 364 to 1152 code for a protein of 262 amino acids. The record is from RefSeq and is a predicted model, not a curated record. The transcript is spliced from 2 exons.